Mesorhabditis belari is the source of this 3174-nucleotide messenger RNA. The record is from the annotation of a GenBank genome assembly. Lineage: Eukaryota; Metazoa; Nematoda; Chromadorea; Rhabditida; Rhabditidae.
AUGGCCCCGCGUUUCUCCGAGCUUCGCGAGGCGCACAGUGGCGGCGAAAAUGUGACGCAUGUCGAUCUGGCGAUAGCACCCGAUGGAAAAGAGUUUGCGACGUGCUCGAAAGACGGCUCCGUGUGGGUGUGGAAGAUCGAUUCGUUCAACGACCUCGAGCCACCCGCCAUCCAUGAAGUGGCUGAUGGGACGCAUUCGACGCUUUGCUGGCGAGAGCACCUCUACAUGGGUGUCACGACAACCGACCUCGUAACGAACAUCGAGAAGAGAUCGCUUUCGAGACUUUCUGCCGAUCCCAUGAUGAUUGACAAGACGCUAAUGCUGUUCGCGAUGGAGAUUAACUCGAUCGACGUUUCGAAAGAGUACAUUGUUGCCGUUUGUAGCGAUUGCACUCUCAAGAAGGCUCCACUCGCGGACACGACGAACUACGAGAAGAUCGAAUUCGACGGUCAGCCGCUCUCCGUUGCGAUCGAUCCAUUGGAAAAGUUUGUUGCUGUGACGUGUACCGAUGGAACACUCUCUGUUUACCCGGUCGUCGGCAUUGAUCGGCUUGCGCACUUCGAACGCCUCUUCCGAUCGUUUGGAGAUAUUGGGCCUCGCCACACCCGUGCCCAAGUUCGAUGGUCUUCUGACGGGAGUUUCCUCUAUGUGGCCACUCAAGGAAGUGUCCGCGUGGUGAAAGUGGACGAAUGGGAACUAUUGAACGCACGAUUAUCUUCUGAUGAACUUAAAGAGGAAAUCUUCUCUUCACUUGCUUUGUCGACUUCGGGAAAGUAUCUUGCUGCGGGGACAUUGAAUGGGAAAAUCUGCAUUUGGGAGACCGCCACCAAGAAACUCAUCACCAUGACCGAACAUCGGCACAAGGGAAGCUUGAUGGCGAUCUCGUCAUUAGCGUUUGACCCAGCGAAUGACUCGAAUCUAUGUAUGGCCGAUAUUAAGGAAGGUGUUUCAAUCCUCUAUCAAGCUCUCGAUAAAAAGGAAGUCCCAGCACCGACAAAUUUCUCACGAGUUCAAGCGGAUCUAUCUGAUGAUGAAGACAAUGUGAUCACUCGACCAAGACGGAGCAAAUUUCUUGCCGACGAGGCCAUGGGAAGUGGUGGCAAUUCACCAUCCGCCAACUUCGGCAAUGAGGAUGAAAAUACAAGAAUGUCUGUCGAUUUGGGUGCCAUCAAGCGACAAUUUGGGCAAUUCGACAAUCUCGAGGAUGACAUCGACUCUCGGGAAAUGACUAUGGGGCGAUCGAACUACAAUCAGCAACCAGUCUACUCCGGUCCACCGGUCGUCACGUUCAAGCCACCAAUCUUGCCGAAAUACUUUCCUUCAGGCGGUGUUCCCGAGAGAACCACAGACGGACACAAACAUAAAAAUCGAUAUUUGAAAUGGAAUCGUUUCGGGGUGAUUCGCUAUUUGAAGAACGAUGAUGGAUGUCUGAUUGAGAUUGAGUACCAUGAUGUGUCGAUUUCCUCAGAGAUCAGCAUUCCAAACGACGAGACAAAGUACACGAUGGGUGAUUUGUGCGCGAAAGCGAUCGUUUUGGCGAAUCGACCGAAAAAGGAGGAUCAGAGCAGUGAACUUCUUGUCAUCAACUUGUUAACUUGGGAUCGCGAGAAGACCCGUUGGAAUGUAAAAUUGCCAGUCGGAGAGAUUGCGGUCGAUGUUCUUGUCACCGAUACGCUAAUUGCCGCAUUGACUGAAAAGGGAAACAUCCGAGUGUUUUCAUUGGAAGGAACUCAACGACAAAUCAUCUCGCAUGCAGGUGUACUUUCUACGUCGGCGGCCUUUGGUGACACUGUUGCGAUCGUCUCGCCUUUCGGUGGCCCACAAUGGAUGGAGGAUGAAUCGGAUGAAGUUGUACCUUUCUAUGCAUACCAAGUCACCAUUUACGACAUCAAACAGCGCAAUUCGCACCUUUCCGAUGUGCCUUUGUCGAAGACGGUGCCACUACCGGUGGGAAAGCCAGGUGGAAAGGUCUUCUGGAUGGGUUUCACGAAUCGCGGCAAUCUCGUUUCGAUGGAUUCAUCGGGAUGUGUUCGUUUGCUUUCACCAUCGGAUUUGUGGAUUCCGAUUUUCGAUGGAGCCGCUCGGUUGAUGUCCAUUUCGGAUUCGAUCUGGCCGAUUUCGAUUAUCGAGACGCCGAAGUGUGAAAUAAGAUAUGCCUAUUGUCGUGGCUCGAAGGUACCGUUGAUGGAGAUGCGCUUAGUGCCGACCACCGACAAAUGGGAACUUCCGGUGUGUGACAAAGGGUCGGACAAGACGAAACUUGAGGGAGAAUUGUUGUUGAACGAGCUGAAGAUGACACUGAAUGGAAUAGUUGGAGAGGAUAGUCAGACAUUGAUCAAUGAGCACUCGAAAGCACUCAUCCAGCUCUUCACUCUUGCACUAAAGAUGGAACGAGAGGGACGAGCCGUCGAACUGACGCAAUUCUCCGUCUCAUCAAAAGCCGUUCAAGCGCUCAUUAAAUAUGCCGCCAAACAAAAUCGGGGUUUCCUUGUUGAUAAGCUUACCACUCUCGGAAACGAGCUGCAAGAGAAAAAUGAAGAGGAUGAGGGAAGAAGACGACCAUCGACCAUUUCAAGGCCAGCACCGGUUUUGGUGGAGACAAGACAACGAGAUGCGGAUGAAAUUCGAGGAUUUCCGGAGAUUGGACCGAAAAAGGUGGUGCUAAAGAAAAGGGAAUCUGCGUUUUCUGGUGAGGCGACACUCAUGGCAUUGAAUCGAAGCCGACAGCCACAACACCAAGAAGAUGGAGAAAAUGAGAAGCAUUUGGAUGAGGUUACUCAACACACCGACACGACAUUAAACACCCAGGCACCCGUCCCGUACACCGAUACGCCAAAAGCGAACCCGUUUUCAAAGAAUGGUGACUUCACACAGCCUCCAUCAUCGGCCAAUUCGUCCCUCUUUGAGCAACUCGAUUCACCGUGGGAUCGCAAGAGAGCAAGAGAUAAGGAGACUCCAAGCAGCACCCCGCAGCCUAAACAAGCGCGACUUGCUUUCGGCUCGUCGAACAAGGAAAACGCCGGUGCUUAUGGAAAGUGGUAUUCGGCAAACGAGGUAAGACUGCGAAAAGAUUUCCGCGGUGAGGAGAUCGAUUUCGAGAAAUUCUGCGCUCAAAGCUUCCGCAUGCUGACACCGGCUCAGAAAAAGGAGUGGAAAGCUCGAGUCGAACAAGAG